Histoplasma mississippiense is the source of this 1431-nucleotide messenger RNA. RefSeq lists its product with no specific name. Lineage: Eukaryota; Fungi; Ascomycota; Eurotiomycetes; Onygenales; Ajellomycetaceae. Bases 1 to 1431 code for a protein of 476 amino acids. The transcript is spliced from 3 exons. The record is from RefSeq and is a predicted model, not a curated record.
AUGCUCCUCCCCUCAGCCCUCUCGUGCGACUCGCGCCAACACAACAAUCACAACAACCACAACAAUUACCAAUACCACCCUCAACACCCCCCACGUCCGCGCUCCCUCUUCCCCACUACACCUCCCUCCUCCCACCCCUCCGAUGGCCUCAGCUUCAUCGCCAGCAACAGUCUCCUGGGCACUUGUCGCACCCUGCAGUCCCUCCUGAACUCCUCGCCUGCCCCUUCGCCCUCUCCGUCGUCACGGCGCGGCGCCGCAAAACUGUCAUCUCCGCAACUACAACUGCAUCAGCAGCAACGGCUCCAGAGCCCGCUACAUGUCGUGCGCCCGUCGCAACAGCAACAACAGCAGCAACAACAGCAGCAGUGUUCUGAAGCCGCGCGGGCAUGGCGGGAAGAGGAGGAGAAGGGAGAUUCGGGUGUGGGUGUGGAUGUGGAUGAGAGUGUGGAUGAGAGUGAGAGGCAUGGGCCAGUGUCGACACGAUUGCGAUCGCGGUCGCGGUCGCUGUCGCAGGUGCAAUCACUCUCGCCAGAAGCAAGUAGACGAAAGUGCGCCUGCGCCGUGGAUGAUAGGGGGUGUGGGUGCCAUGCGCGGAUCGAGCGACUGUGCGCUGCUGCUGACGAUGACGAUGACGACGACAAUAUCUCGGCUUUCCCCUCUCCUUCCGCAACCACAACACCUACUAGUGGUUCUUCUACGUCUAUACAUACGACUACAGCCAGCACAACAAUUACAGCUCCUCACACGCACCCGCACCCUCCCCUCCCCUCCACCGACUGGACAAGCGCCGACGACAAACGGCUCGUGGCUCUCGUGCUGGAGAAGCUGAAGCUGUCGAAGCGCGAUUGGAAUGAGUGCGCGCGCCGCAUGGGUAAGGACCACGAUAGCGUGGGCCGGCGGUGGCGCGCGCUGGUGGGCGAGGGUAAUGUCGGCUUGCGGCGCGGUAGGGGCCGGAUGUUCCACACCCCGAUUGAUAUAUUCCCUCCCCCCGGUCCACACAAUCGCUCCACGGCCAUGUCCAAAGCAAUUGAAGCCUCAAUAACGGCCUUCAAGGGCAUAAAAAAUGGACCAACGAAAUUUACUGAAUUUGUCACUGAAGGAUCUCGCAUAAUCCCACCAAGAAAAAAGAUCCACAACACCCCUCUCCGUAUCGACGCCGGGAAGUACGAUCCCGCUACGAAAAUGCUUAACGUUGUGUUGCAAGUCAACUUGAAGACUAAGAGCAAAGGACUCGAAGACUGGUUGAAGAAAUUUUCCACCCACGCAAGGUUGGCCACGGCCAAGUUCAAUACCGUCGCAUCCGACAAGCAUGCCGAGUACCAUAGUAUGUUAGAAGAACUGGAGACCAAGGGCAAACAGAAUCUCAUGGACAUGAAAACUGCUGAUGACGAAGAAGCAAGAUUAAAGCAGGAGCAAGACCAUAACGGGUAA